AUGAGGCUUCCUACUCUCAUCCCAUUGGCCAUCGCCUCCAUUAUCCACACCGCAACGGGUGCUCCGGCACCCACUGCCCCUUCAUCCGUGAUAACGACAACCAAGAUCACCCCUUCAUACUGGCGUGCGACAUUUUCAGAUCCUCCAUUCAAUAUCCAAGGCAAUGCUUUCUUCCGUGAUUUCUAUACCCUUGUUGAUGAAAUUACCAGCGACCCUAAUGUCAAGGUUGUUGUUUUCGACUCGAAUUCGAAAUACUUCUUCUCCACACACGUGGACCUUAUAAAUACUCUAGACCCCGACUUGUACCCCGGUAACCCCCGAUACUGGGAUAGCAUUACUCGCCUAGCAAAAGCUCCGGUGCUCACAGUAGCUGCCAUCAGAGGCCUCACUUACAAUGCUGGUGCAGAGAUUGCAGCGGUUCUGGAUGUUAGAUUUGGGAGCAAAGAGAAAGCCGUACUUGCACAGUAUGAAGUCGGGUUCGGUGCAAAUCCAGGUGGUGGUGGAAUCGAGUUGUUGUCCCGCUUGGCUGGACGAAGUCGAGCCCUCGAAGUUGUAAUCGGUGCCGACAGCAUUGACGCUGAGACUGCUGCUCUCUACGGGUGGAUCAAUCGUGCAAUCCCAGAUGCUCAAUUCGAAAAGUUUGUUGACAAAUUUGCUCGCCGAGUAGCUGGCUGGGACCACUCUGCCAUCGCCGCAGCGAAGAAUCUCAUCAAUGGGCGCACCGGAUUUCCUACGGCAGACGAGCAGAUAGAGAGCUUUAACUCAUUCUUGAAAGCUGAUGCCCCAGGUGGCUUGGUGGACAGACGACUGAAAGCAAUGGCUGCCGCCGGAAUGCAGACCAACCUGAACUUUGAGGAGAAUUUUGGUCGAGAGGAAUUGAAGUUCGUCGGAAAUGGACCGUGGAACGCUUAG
Molecule: messenger RNA, 912 nt
Organism: Trichoderma harzianum CBS 226.95
Lineage: Eukaryota; Fungi; Ascomycota; Sordariomycetes; Hypocreales; Hypocreaceae
Exons: 3
Coding region: 1-912 (303 amino acids)
Source: RefSeq, a predicted model, not a curated record